Messenger RNA from Trichobilharzia regenti, 7352 nucleotides. Lineage: Eukaryota; Metazoa; Platyhelminthes; Trematoda; Strigeidida; Schistosomatidae. The record is from the annotation of a GenBank genome assembly.
GUCGUUUGCAGUGGUUACUUUGAUCCAUGUCAUCAGGAUGCCUGACAAUAAAGAUCUUUCACUUGGAUUACUAUCUCUCUCCACCGAUAGAUCUGCUAGAUAUAAAUUAUUCGAGUUUUUCAGGAAGAUUUUCAAGCCGUAUGCCAGUUAUUCGAGUGUAUGGUACAGCUUCUACAGGUCAGAAAAUCUGUUGCAAUGUACAUGGAGUUUUGCCGUAUUUUUACGUUGACCUGCCAACUAAUGAGUUGGAUGGUGGUGAUUUUGUUCGGUCGUUUGUCUUUAGUCUUGAAAAAUCUAUUCGUACCAAGCUAAACAACUAUAAUAUGAAAGAUAUGUACAUUUUCGAUGCUUCAGUGGUAUCUGGUCUUUCUAUAUAUGGAUAUCAUGAUACAGAAAGACCUUUUAUCAAGUUGUACCUUGUGGAUCCUGGUAUAGUGAAUGUCUGUUCUGAAAUAUUACAAAGUGGUGCUGUGCUGAAUCGUGUAUUUCAAACUUAUGAAACGCAUAUCCCAUACUUGCUACAGUUUUGCGUGGAUUAUAAUCUGUACGGCAUGAAUUUGCUUUAUGCAGGAUAUUUUAAAUUUCGUACGUCUGAUUAUGUAAAUUUCCCAUCAUUACUGAAAAAUUCUGAAAAUAUGUGGAGUCCUUCAAAAUUCAAUUCAGAACAUUUAUUACAACCAAAAUGUGCUCCUAAAUACACCAGUAUGGAAUUGGAAGUUGAUAUAUCUGCAUGGGAUAUUCUGAAUCGUCGAGAGCUUGGAAUUAAUCCUUCUAUAAAUCCUGGUCUUGAAGCUAUGUGGACUGAAGAGGAGAUGCGUCGAAUCUCAAAAUUUGAUAAAUCUGAAAAUUUUCCAAAAAUGCCAACUGCAAAUGAGUUGUUACCAUGUGAUGAACAAAAUAUCGACGUUAAUCUAUCAGCCAGUGAAUCGCAGUAUCUUUCUCAAUGGAUUGUUCUUCUUCAACAAUACACAAUUUCACAAAGUCAACAAGAUGAUAAUUUAACAGAUAUAGAAUCAUCUAUUGCAAACGAUGACUACGUUUCUAAAUGGCUUGAGUGCAGUUUUACAGAGGAUGAUGAGACUAUUGGCGGAGAAGAAGACGAAGAGAAAGAAAUCGAAGGCUACAAAGGCAAUCUCACGAUUGAACCCGAUGAUGCUGAUGAUGAGACGAUUUCUGUCCAACUAACUCAAGAAUCAUUUGUGUUGAAUACUUAUGUAGAAAAUACAUUCACUACUACUGCGACUACUGAUACCCCUCGUCCAGCACUACAACCACCACCACGACCACCACCGACAACAACUGAAAAUAAAUCCUCAGCUAGUUUCACGACAAUUAGUUCAACUGGUCUACAAGAAUUAUAUCGUCUGGCGAGUGCUACAGAAGAAUAUGAUGCUUGGGUACCAAAUAGUGAACAAUUGGAUCAGUUGCAUAAUCACUUAUUGCCUCCGUCAUUAUCAUCAUCAUCAUCAGUGAAUUUAACGAAACUUGAAUAUUCACAACAGUUGCUGGUAAAUACUCAUACUAAUGCUAAUAAUAAUGCUGGCUGGACAAGUAGUCCUAUUGAUCUGCUUGAAGCUAAACCAUCGGAUAAUGUUUCCAGUGAAGACUUAUUAUGGACUAGCCAACACCAAACAGUGACUAUUACUGAUGCUAAUCCAGAAGAAUCGCAUAAUGACGUUGGCGAUGAAGAUACGCUGAUUACAAAUGCUACACAAUGUGCUAUCUCUUUUGUAUGCAGUCAAUUGGAUAAUACAAAUAAAUCGAUAGUUGGCGCUUAUUUGACAACAGCACAUGAAACAAUUAACGAUGACAAUGAUGAACAGUGUAUGUCUCAACCGAGUGGAUUCCUUGACUUGAAUACUGAGGAAAUAUUUAAUAUGCCAGUUAGUCAAAAUAAUAAUAAUAAGGAAUCAUCGUCAGUAGCGUAUGAUUGUUGGGAUGACAUGUCUGAUGAUUUAUUCAUCAGUUAUUUAGAUGAUUCUUAUGAUGCUGAUUAUAUUCCAUGCCAAGAGCUGAAGUCAAUCAAUGAAGAAAAUGAAGAGGUUGAUGGCGAUGAUGACGGCGAUGGUGAUGACGAUUUAUUCCACUUACAUUCUACUCCUGUAGAAGAUGAGAAAGUGAAUAAACAAAUACCAUUAACAGAAGGUGAUGAUGGUGGUGUUGGCGAUUGUUCACUGUCUGGUUCACCUUUGCUUCUGUCAUCACCACUACCACGACUCAUCAGAUUAUAUCCUGAUGACGUUGAUGAUGCGAAUGCGGAUGAUGACGCUACACAAGAAUCUGUACAACACCGAGAGCAAGAACAACCAUGUCUUACUGGUGUUAGCAGUGGUAUUGACAAGUCAAACUCAUCUGAACCUAUUGUUGACAUGGAUGAUAUUUCAGAGAUACUUUUCGAUUCAUGGUCUUCUGAAAGUGAUACUUCAUUGCCAAGUAAUCGUGUACCACAAAUUGAUGGUAAUAUGGAUUCAAGUUGUACAGAUGGUGACAAUGAGAGGAGAGAUACAUCUUCAAAUACUGUUGAUGGUGUUAAACCAGCAAGAAAACGUCGUAGACUUGGUUUACGUUUGCCUAGACGAGAAGUUGGCACAAGUCAGACAAGAACAACACAAAAUACACAAUACAAUAUGACACUUUCCUCUCCUACCAGCCUGUCAACAAAUCUUUUUCCAGUUGAUAUAUCAACGCCUAUCAGUGGAAGAAGAAAACAAUGUCUGUCAGAUAGCAAUUCUACGAUAGGGGAUUUUCCUCCGCCGGUCAGCAUAAACUCUACACCAAAGUCUAAAAUUUCAGUAUCAUCUGAGUGUUUGCCAAGCACUAGUUAUUCAAAUCCUCUUGUCGUCCUUGAACGUUUACUGUCUCCGUCGACAUCAUCUUUGACAAUUACUGAACCAUUAUUAUUAUCACCUUAUCAAUCGAAACGUUUAACACCACGUGAAGAAUUUAAUGAUCUUGAAGAGACAAUUUUAACCUGCAUACACACCGAACCUUCACAGAUGACAAUGAUGAUGAUGAUGGAUUCAGUGGUUCCUGCAACUGAAGAACCAGUCUUCUCAUCAUUCCACUAUGAUUUUUCAGAUUUAACUUAUUGUUCACCAAAUACUUCGAACAGUUUUUAUCCAGGUCAGUUGAGUUUGUUUUCACAGACUCAAUUACCCUUGGCAGUAGAUGCUAGCCCAACAAAAACUGCUAUUACUGGUAAUAAUCAGUCAGCCGAGUUGUUUUCACCAUCGCCGCCGCCGCCGCCACCACUGCCACGGACGCCGCCAGUUAGACGUCCUCUAGUUGCUCCAUUAUUUUGGCGUCCAGUACAUUCACCGCCUCGAUUAAAAGUUGUAAAUGAUUGGCUUGAAAAGUUCAAGGCAAUAAAGGAGGGUAAUAAACUGUCAACUAUAUUGGAUAAUAACGAUGAAGAGGGUGAAGAAGACGAGGAGGAGGAGGAAGAGGCGGGAGGAGAUAAUUCCUCUAAUAUUAACCAAUCAGAAUUAAGUGCAGAGAGGGAUAAGUCAGCUUUAUUGUCGAAUGAAUUAUUUCAACAGGAAACAUCAGAUAAAAUACUGAACUUCACUCAUCACCAUCACCAUCAUCAUCCUUCUUCAGUUGACAGUAUAAUGAAGACACUUCCUGGCGGACAAAAUCACUCACAAGGUUGCAGUGUAAAUUUAUCAGCUGAUAAUGAAUCUUUGUCAAAUACAACUCGACAAUCAACUAUCGGCUCUGUCAGUCUUUUAUAUCAAACAUCUAAUGAUCGUUGUUAUUCAUCAAUUCAGGUUGAUCACACCACUGUCGCUAGCUUAGAACUGCACUGUCGUAGUCGUCUUACAAAGUCAUCAACUGUUGGUAUCCCCACCGCCACUACAACAACAACCACAACUACAACAACAACGACAAACGAUUUCACCAUGUCAACAACAAAGUCCGCAAAGCUGUCGAGUAAUUCUCAAUCGAAAUGUGGUUUAAUCCCAGAUCCUAAUUUAGAUCCUAUUCAAGUGGCUUGUUUGAGUUUUUCGCAUCCUCAACAAAUAACUACUACAACACCAACAGAAACGUCUGGUAAACAAAUUCGUUAUACAAAUUUAUUUGUACUAAUUCUACUAUCAGAAUUAUCCGGUGUCAAUGAAACAGUGUCGUCGUAUAAACAAUUGCCGCUGAAAUAUUUGCAUGGAUUAACUACUAAUAAUGGUGGUUAUGGUAAGAGGCGGAGAAGACGCAACAUGAUGAUCCCGUGUAUCAUUUGGUGUACAACUGAAUGGAAUCUUAUCUCGUGGAUUGUUUAUCUCAUUCAAACAUUUAAUCCUGAAAUCUUGAUUGGUUAUGAUGUAGAGCGUUAUUCGUGGGGUUAUUUAGUUGAUCGUGCAAAUCACUUUGGACGUCGGACAAUAACUCGGGAGUUAUCACGUUUAGCAGCAGAUAUUAUCAACUGUCCACAUUGUCAUGAGUGUAUUAAUGAAUGUAUUAAACUGGUGCAUACAAUGAUUAGAAUUAUGACCACUGGUUGUACUACUACUCCUACUCCUACAACUAAAACUGAACACUGUUCACCAAAACACUUUGAUACACAAGAAUUUAUGAACAGUAUACAAGAUCGUUGUAAUUGUCCAUGUAAUCCGUUGUAUUCUUCAACCAUGGCAAGUAAAUACAGCAGUCAUUCGACGACCUCAACGAAUAAUCCACGUGUUGUAUGGCCAUGUGGUCCAGGUGCUGGACGUACUGGGGGUUUAUUUCCUUGUCCUGGACGAGUUGUUCUAUGCUUUUGGAGGAUAUUGAUGCAUGAAAUUAGCUUAUAUGAGUAUAGUUUGGAGACUGUAGUACGUGAAUUGUUAAAGGAGUAUAUGCCGUGUUAUACAUUUGGACAAUUGAAUGAAUGGUACAGUAAUAUUAACGGGACGAAUCGCUGGCGUACAGUAGAUUAUUGGAUACAUCGAUCUAUUAUAAAUUUACGAUUACUGAAUACCUUAGAUUUAAUUGGUCGUACAAGUGAAUUCGCCCGUGUAUUUGGUAUUGAAUUCUAUCAUGUUUUAUCUCGUGGUUCACAGUAUCGUGUGGAGUCUCUCCUGUGUCGAAUAGCCAAACAAUUCAAUUUUCUACUGCCAAGUCCAACUGUAACACAACGUGCACAUCAACGUGCUCCUGAAGCUAUUCCGUUAAAUCUAGAACCAGAAAGUUUACUAUUCAUUGAUGGUCCUGUUGCUGUGCUUGACUUUCAGUCUUUAUAUCCAUCUAUUAUUAUUGCAUAUAAUUAUUGUUAUUCUACAAUUCUUGGGCAUAUAUCAUGUCUCCUACAAGGUGAUAGCUCUGUAUUCAAUCUUGGAUGUUUAACACAUUUUCUUCCUUCUGGUCUAAUACAGAAAAUUGGUCAAGAAGUCAAUAUCUCUCCAAGUGGUAUUGUAUUUGUAAAAAAAUCAAUCAGAGAAGGUAUUCUACCACGUAUGUUGAAACAACUUCUGACAACACGUCUAAUGGUAAAAGAUUCAAUUAAACUCUACAAAUCAGAUAAGUGCUUGAAUAGACUACUGGAUGCACGUCAGUUGGGUUUAAAAUUAAUGGCCAAUGUGACCUUUGGUUAUACAGCUGCUAGUUUCUCUGGUCGUAUGCCGUGUGUAGACCUUGGUGAUAGUAUUGUACACAAAGCAAGAGAAACAUUAGAACAGGCUAUUGAACUGGUUAACAGUGGACAAAUCGCUUUACCGGAAAGUUGUAACGGCCUUCCAACACCACGUGUUGUCUAUGGGGAUACAGAUAGUUUAUUUAUCCAUUUGAAAGGUUAUGGUAAAUUGGAAGCAUUUGAAGCUUCGUAUAGAAUAGCUGAAGUGAUCACAUCGAAGAAUCCUGUACCGAUUAAACUGAAAUUUGAAAAGAUUUAUUAUCCUUGUCUUCUAGAGGCUAAAAAGCGUUAUGUUGGUUAUGCUUAUGAAAGCCUCAAUCAAACAGAGCCUGUAUUUGAUGCUAAAGGAAUAGAAACGGUGCGAAAAGAUAGUUGUCCAUUUGUAGGAAGAAUACUUGAAGAAUGUUUUAAACUUUUAUUCAAUCAUUUCACUAUUCCACAAUGUGUGAAUAACAAUGAUGGUGAUGAGGUCAAGGAUUCGUCAAAUGCGCCUACAGGGUAUCAUUCUAUAGAUAAAAGUUUAAAAUUAGCUGAAUAUAAUCUGAGGAGUAAAAUUCAACAAUUCGCCUAUCGUUUAAUUCACGGGAGAAUACCAUUCCAUGAGUGUAUAAUAACUAGACCAUAUUGGGGACUGACAGCUUACAAAGCGGGAACAUUCUCUCCGGCAUUGCAAGUGGCUAGACGUCUCCUGUCUCUAGAUCCACGCGGUGAACCAUUACGUGGUGAACGUGUUGUCUAUUUCAUUGCAGCUGGUCGUUCAGAUCAAACUUUGCUAUCAUGUGUUCGAAGUUUACACGAAAUCCAUCCAUCGAUAUGGUUUACGGCGAAGUCAAGCGCAUCACGUCGUCUGUUGGCACCACGUCUCAAUUAUGGUUAUUAUCUUGAUAAACAGUUUAUACCACCUAUUGAAAGGAUGACACAGGUGAUUGGAUGGAGAGUUCGUAAUUGGUUAUCAGAUCUUCCGCGUUCUUCAGCAUUUAAGCAUCAUCGUUAUGCUUUAAACUCAGGACCAUUUUCCGCCUCUCAGGGUCGUUUUACAAAUCUUGGCUCUCCAUCAUCAACAUUCACUCUGUCUCCAUCUUCAUCACAGAUGAAUUUCAGUACAGGUCUACAGCAUAAUAAACGUUGUCGUCGACCCUCAGCGCUUAUGCGUGCUUUUGUUGCACAAAUACCACAAAUAUGUCCUAGCUGUGAAUCAUUGGUGCCAAAUACCAGUUCAACUGAUCAGCUUGGACAUUGUAGAACUUGUAUUCAAGGGAACAGUAAAUUAAUGAAUAUUGGUGUGAUCAAACUUGGAUGUGCAAUAAAUCAUAUUCAAUCUCAACUGAAUCGGCUAGAAACAAUUUGUACCUAUUGUACAGUGAAUCGUGGCAUCCUGUGUGAUACUAUUUGGCUGUGUAAUAAUUUCAACUGCCCAGUCAACAGUAAACGCUUGCUUGCGUCAGCUGAUUUAGCCAUGUUAUGGACACGUUAUAGUAAAUGCUUGAAUUCUCAAAUAGACACUGUAAAUUCAUGGUAGAUGGGCAUAUAGAUAGAUAUAUUUAUAAAUGAAGCUAAAUAAUGAUAUCAUGUGUACAUACAUGUAUGAGUGAAUGAAUGUGAGAGAGAUGAUGUCUUAUCUUCCUUAUUUUUAUACUUUCAAGUAUAUGAUAUUACUCUACGGUACUCUUUUUCAAAAAUGUAUUUUUCUAUACUGUGAUCACUAUUAUUAUUAUUAUUGUUUUCUUUUCAAUUGAAUUAUAAUUUA